AUGGUCAAUUUAGAUAUUAAAUCCAUCCGAUACCUAUCACAGGACGACUUUAGAGUACUUACAGCUGUAGAAAUGGGAUCAAAAAAUCAUGAACUUGUUCCAACUUCUUUAAUUUCUCAAAUUUCAAAAUUAAAAGGAAGUAAUGAACAAAAAUGCAUUAGUAAAUUGGCAAGAAAUGGUCUUAUUUCUAAGAUCAAGAACGCAAAAUGUUUAUAUUACUUAAUAUUUUAUUUAAAGCUUUAUAUUAAUUUUUUAGAUGAUGGAUACCGGCUUACAUACGCUGGAUAUGAUUAUUUAGCAUUGAAAUCGUUUUCAAAAAGAGAAUACAUAUAUUCUAUUGGAAAUAAAAUUGGAGUUGGUAAAGAAUCAGAUGUUUACGUUGUUUCAGAUAAAACAGGAAAGCAAAUGGUUCUUAAGAUACAUAGACUUGGAAGAAUAUCAUUUAGAAGCGUUAAAUUAAAACGCGAUUAUCUUAAAAACAGAAAAUCUGCUAGUUGGAUGUAUAUGUCACGUUUAGCAGCAAAAAAAGAAUAUACAGUUAUGAAAGUACUGUAUGAAAACAAAUUUCCAGUUCCUCAACCUAUAGAUCAUGCUCGACAUUGUAUUAUUAUGGAGAAAAUUGAGGCAUAUCCUUUACAUAAAAUAGACAAUAUUGUACAUCCUGAAAAACUUUACAUAACUUUGAUGCAAUUAAUUGUAAAAUUGGCUAAUUACGGAUUAAUACAUGGAGAUUUUAAUGAAUUUAAUAUCUUACUUUAUGAAAAUGAAGAUCCUAUAAUGAUCGAUUUCCCACAAAUGAUUAGUAUUGAUCAUUUUAACUCUGAAGAAUAUUUUAAUCGUGAUGUUCAAUGCAUUAAAAAAUAUUUUCAAAAAAAAUUUCGCUUUGAAUCAGAUUACAUUCCUAUAUUUCAUAAGGAUGUGAAAAGAGAAAACAAUUUAGAUGCGCAAGUAAAAGCAGAAGGAUUUCCAAAAGAAUUAGCCAAAAAACUUAACAUGUACUUAAAAAAAAGCAAAUAUAGAGAAUUUAUAACGAAUAAUGAAUCAUCUUCCAGUACUGAAAAUAUAGAUGAUAUAUCUUCAGAGGAAAAUGGCGAAAAUUAUAAAAAUGAUGAAAUAUUAAACACAAACGAUGCUAGUCAGAAAUUAUAAAGCACCAUAUACAACUAUUUAAAAAACAUAAAUAUUCA
Molecule: messenger RNA, 1187 nt
Organism: Pneumocystis murina B123
Lineage: Eukaryota; Fungi; Ascomycota; Pneumocystomycetes; Pneumocystales; Pneumocystaceae
Exons: 7
Coding region: 1-1149 (382 amino acids)
Biological process (GO): protein phosphorylation; maturation of SSU-rRNA
Cellular component (GO): nucleus; cytosol; preribosome, small subunit precursor
Molecular function (GO): protein serine/threonine kinase activity; ATP binding
Source: RefSeq, a predicted model, not a curated record